Cuscuta epithymum is the source of this 894-nucleotide messenger RNA. The record is from the annotation of a GenBank genome assembly. Lineage: Eukaryota; Viridiplantae; Streptophyta; Magnoliopsida; Solanales; Convolvulaceae.
CAGCCUCCGGCCCAUUCUUUCAUAUAACCAUAGAAUCGUAACUCCCAAUUCUUCCAUUUCCACGUCUCUCUAGCUAGCUAUGAUUCUAUGAUUAUAAGUAUCCCAUUGAACAUGAAAAAACAGAGCAAAAAUGUCCAAAUCAGAAGAAAAAAUGAGUGAAAAUCACACCCUUUCCAAGGGAGACGUGCCCUUUUCAUGGGAGCAAAAACCCGGGGUCAGAAAGGCGGCAGUGCCAGUCUUUCAUGUCCACCACCCCAAGCUUCCACCUCCGCCGCGCGCGGCGGCGCAUGACGGCUGCAGGAGGUCUCCCCUGAAAUACCACCGAGGCCUGCAAAUCCCUCCACCGCCGUGCACGGCUCCGCCGGUCCCGAGAAACUCGUCGCGAAAAGGGGUGAUCAGUAAACGUGAUGAUCCGUUCCUGAUUGCGUACAUGGAGUGUACAAAGAACGCUGGGCCAAAAGGUGAUAGCUUUAUGUGGUUUGGCAAAGAUGAUGGAGUGAGGAGGAAGAGGAAGAAGAAGAAGAAGAAAAAUGUUGGGUUCUUUUCGUGUAAAGAUUCAUGUGGCGUGCUUGAGGAUAAGAUUGUUCGAGCUUCACAACUUCCGGUUUCGAGAUCUCAAAGAGCUGACGAGUGAAGAAGACGGUUUCUCUGAAAUCGAGUGUUUUUUUUUUAUUUGCAAUUUGUAAAAAUUUAUUGAGUUUAGUUUUGGAUGAACCACAAUAAUAAACACCUCUUAUCACAUUGGUGGGGAUGUACGUGUUAAAUGUGUUAUCAUAGGAUGAUAUAUUUGUUGUGUUUAUGUUUGGAAUUAAUUUUGUUUGUACUUCUUUUUAAAUAACUACUUCUACGAGUAAUUUAGUGGAACAAGAAAUAUUUAUACACUUUUAUCCAAAC